CUUAGUCAGCAUCACUAGCGCGAGUUUCAAUCCGAGCUUCCUGCGAAUUCAACAUCGAACCACUUACUCGAAUCCAACCAAACCAUAACGCCUCGAAUACAGACACAAUGGCUGGGUAAGUCAUGAUCCCAAGCUAUUACACAGAAUUAUAACUUUGGAGGAAAGGCUGCGGAGACCAUAUUUUGCCCUACUCUAGCCGCGGUAGAAGACCUCAAGAAAUACCAUUUACUGAUUAAAACCAAAAUUUAGCUACAAGCUCCGCGAGAACCGCGUCCCUUACUACCAGGCGCUCUUCCAAGAAGGUGCUAAGAAACACAUUCGUCAAUGGAACCAAGUACGUGCAUUGCCUCUAUGUUCCGCGGCAUUGGGAGGGGUGGGGGUGGAAAAUACCCACGGCUAUAUCGACUAGAGUACAAAUCUAACAUGUUGUGCAGACUUCUAGAGGCAGGGUCAUGCUCUAUCCAUACUAUGUCGCUCUGUGGGGAGGGUUUGCUGGUAUGUGUGACAUCGAGGAAGAGGCGCGAACGUUAUGACUGACAAUGGGAUAAUAGGAUCCAUGUACAUGAUGUCGCGAAUGGUUUUUGGACACAAGACUUGGUUCGGCAAGGGAUAGAGGUUGCAAAUGAGACGAUGAGAUUUGUGGAUGUUUGGGGAAUCGAGAGGACGAGGCAUACAUUGAAGCCUAAGAAUAGUUCAAUUUCAUUAUACCUCGAAUACUUUACGGACAUUUACUAUGAAAUGCCACAAGCUACUUUUCCUGAUGAGAUAUGUACUUUCUCGGGCCC
Sclerotinia trifoliorum is the source of this 785-nucleotide messenger RNA. Lineage: Eukaryota; Fungi; Ascomycota; Leotiomycetes; Helotiales; Sclerotiniaceae. The record is from the annotation of a GenBank genome assembly.